AAGCAAACGUUUCGUACAAUCAUUUCAGUUGAUCCCAAGAUAUGGCACAACAGUUGACACAAAGGAUGGCAUCACUCGUCACCACAGAUGACGGCGAAGACAAAGACAUUCAACAGCCGAAGAUUUACGCGAAGGACUCAAUGGACAGAUUCGGUGAUGACAUGUUUGGACUCAUAUUAUCGUAUCUCUCACUCGAAGAUCGGUUUCGAUGCGAAUGUGUGUCCAAACAGAUCCAGAGGACAGUCUUCGAGAGUGUUGUGGACAUCAAACUCUAUCAUCUGAUUAGAAACAUCUAUAAAACAAAGACAACAUUAACUCAAGCGAUGGAAACAAUUGCCAAAAAGUUUCCAAACAUUCAGAUCAUUGACUGUCGAGGAAUGAUAUGCAAUGACAAUAAUUUGCAAAUAUUUCACGACAAUUGCCGGCAUUUGCGGCACAUUUACUGCAGUAAGGGUUCAAAUUGUAAUCAACUGAUCCCAAAGUUGAGACCUCUGGUCACCAGAAUUAGUGACGUUUGGGCCAAACAAUCGUUCAUUAAUUACCACCGAUUGUCUCAUUUGUCGGUCACUUUUAUAUGCUAUGUAUUUGACCAGAAUUUCGGACUAAUGGCGAAGAAUUUGUUGAGUUUUGAGUUCACAUUCAAAGUGAAAGACUUUAACAAUCAAUUAUUGUCCCGAUUUGUGGCCGAGAAUCAGUCCCUCAGAUGUCUUGUCAUAAAAGAGAUCCAAUGCAACACUUCGGAGACACUCAACGAACUGACCGAACAAUUGUCACGAUUACCACAAUUACGGCGAUUGAGACUUGAAUUCCGUUCGCUUCCCAAACACUACUCAUUGUGUGAGUCUUUGCGUCCAAUUGGCGUGAAAUGCAAACAAUUGAAACGAUUGGCUCUCGCAUUGCGCUCUAAAACCACUCAAAUCGUGGAUUCAAUAGAAGAGUUUCGACAAUUAAAACGAUUAGAUUUAACCCUCGAUUCUCAAUGGUUUGGUCUUCGGAUUUCGGGCCAAAGAUUAACGCAUUUAUGGCUCAAAGAUUUGAAAUUAAUUAGCGAUAGAUUUGUCAAUUGUCACGAACUUUGGCCACGACUUCAAUGCCUAUCCAUUGAAUGCACAUAUUUUAGCCGCCAAUGUUUGGAUCAGAUCUCGACACUACCGGCUCUGCAAACACUUAUCGUUCAAUGCUUUGUAACCAUUGAUCUCUCGGACAAUGAUUUCUCG
Molecule: messenger RNA, 1217 nt
Organism: Medioppia subpectinata
Lineage: Eukaryota; Metazoa; Arthropoda; Arachnida; Sarcoptiformes; Oppiidae
Source: the annotation of a GenBank genome assembly